UUCAAGACUGCCUAUCCAUGGUCAAAACUAUAAGUCUUCUCGAUUUAAACUUGAAAGCGAGCUUGCCUUUUUGCUUUUGGGUCCCAGAGCACAACUCUUCUCUCUUUCUCCUUACAUUACAACUACUCUCCUAUAAAAAUAUGUUCAGAAAGAAACCACUUACUCACAAUCAUCGUCAUUGCAAUCUAUCCUAACCCCAGAAAAGAAAAGAUUCUCAGGCUCUAAACUCUAGAUAGAGCUCACUUUUUACAUAUAUAACCGAAGCAAGAUAGAGCAUAAAGCUACUAAGUUUGUUCUCUCUCUCGAUGGCUGGUAGAAGCCGUGAAGAGGUGAAAGUGGUGCUUAUUGACACUCAGUAUGUUGUAACUGAUCCUUUAAGCUUCAAGUCUGUCGUUCAGCGUCUUACUGGUAAAGAUUCUUGCGUUUCUUGGAUUGAAGAGAGCUCUUUUGCUGGUGUCAAGAGGAAAAGAUCGGAGUCUGAUACUGAUAAAGUUGAAAACUCAGAUCAUGGCCACGAUAGCUGUAAUAUGGAGUUAUCAAAAGGAUUGUCGUUUAAAGACUUGGAUAGACUGAUUAUGGAAUUGCCUCCAAUGGAGGAGUGGUAUCAGUUGUGGACUCAAAAUAAUCUACUUUAAUAUAAUUUUAUUAUUAUUAUUUUUUUUUUUUUUGUAUGCGGGGUUCGUUUAUAUCUUAAUAUAAUUAGUAGAAAUUCUUUAGACUUAA
This is a messenger RNA of Jatropha curcas, 723 nucleotides long. RefSeq names its product VQ motif-containing protein 1. The record is from RefSeq and is a predicted model, not a curated record. Lineage: Eukaryota; Viridiplantae; Streptophyta; Magnoliopsida; Malpighiales; Euphorbiaceae.